Molecule: messenger RNA, 2010 nt
Organism: Humulus lupulus (European hop)
Lineage: Eukaryota; Viridiplantae; Streptophyta; Magnoliopsida; Rosales; Cannabaceae
Product: nucleolar protein 56-like
Exons: 8
Coding region: 101-1729 (542 amino acids)
Cellular component (GO): small-subunit processome; box C/D methylation guide snoRNP complex
Molecular function (GO): snoRNA binding
Source: RefSeq, a predicted model, not a curated record
UAUAAAACCUCUUAAACCCUAGCCAUUUUCCGCUUCUUCCUUACUUCAGCCGAUUGCAGGGUUUACACUCGAGAGUAGUAGCUCUGCAUUUGGGAUUUCCAUGGCGCUUUAUCUUUUGUACGAGCACGCCGCCGGUUAUGCCCUGCUUCACCAUCAGGGUCUUGACGAGAUCGGACAGAGUAUUGAGGCGGUUCGGAACUCGGUUUCAGACUUGAACCGUUUUGGAAAGGUGGUUGAGCUUACAGCUUUUCAGCCAUUCGAAUCGACCGUCGAUGCCCUUAACCAGUCUAACUCUAUAUCUGAAGGGCUUAUGACUGAUGAGUUAAGAAGCUUUUUGGAACUUAAUCUUCCAAAGGUCAAGGAAGGUAAAAAGCCCAAGUUCAGCUUAGGAUUAUCUGAACCAAAGCUUGGUUCAAACAUCUUUGAGUCUACUAAAAUUCCUUGCCAAAGUAAUGAAUUUGUUCUUGAGCUGAUCCGAGGUGUGCGGUUACAUUUUGAUAGGUUUAUCAAGGACCUAAAGCCUGGGGACCUAGACAAGGCCCAGCUUGGUCUAGCACACAGUUACAGCAGGGCAAAAGUGAAGUUCAAUGUUAACAGAGUCGACAAUAUGGUCAUUCAAGCAAUCUUCCUCUUGGAUACUCUCGAUAAAGAUAUCAAUUCCUUCUCCAUGAGGGUCAGAGAAUGGUAUUCCUGGCAUUUUCCGGAAUUGGUGAAGAUUGUCAAUGACAACUAUCUUUAUGCCCGAGUCACCAAGUUUAUUGAGGAUAAAUCAAAGCUGUGCGAAGACCAAGUCCCAGCAUUAACUGAUAUAGUUGGAGAUGAAGACAAGGCAAAUGAGAUUGUUAAAGCUGCUAAGGCAUCCAUGGGGCAAGAUUUGUCUCCAAUUGACUUGAUUAAUGUCCACCAAUUUGCACAGAGGGUGAUGGACCUCUCUGACUAUAGAAGAAACUUGUAUGAUUAUCUAGUUACUAAAAUGAACGACAUUGCACCCAAUCUGGCCUCCUUAAUUGGGGAAGUUGUCGGAGCUCGUUUGAUUUCCCAUGCUGGUAGCCUUACAAAUUUGGCCAAGUGCCCUUCUUCCACCCUUCAAAUUCUUGGUGCAGAGAAGGCUCUCUUCAGGGCAUUGAAAACCAAAGGAAACACACCCAAGUAUGGACUUAUAUUCCAUUCAUCUUUCAUUGGCCGAGCUUCUGCACGAAACAAGGGCCGAAUGGCUCGUUAUCUCGCAAACAAGUGUUCUAUUGCCUCCCGUAUUGACUGUUUUGCUGAUACUAGUACAACUACUUUUGGAGAGAAAUUGCGCGAACAAGUUGAGGAGCGUCUAGACUUUUAUGACAAGGGGGUUGCACCAAGGAAAAACAUUGAUGUGAUGAAAGCUGCUAUUGAAAGUGAUCAAAACAAAGAUGCAGCGAUGGAUACAGAUGAAGUGCCUACUGCAAAGAAAAGCAAGAAGAAGAAAUCCAAAUCUGAGGACAGUGAGGCCAUGGCCGUUGACGAACCAGCUACAAAUGGGGCUGCUGAUGAUUCUAAAUCUGAAAAGAAGAAAAAGAAGAAGGACAAGAGAAAGGUUGACGAUGAGGAGGAGGAGCAAGUGAACGUAGGAGAUCUUGAAGAUGGAACAGCCAAAAAGAAGAAGAAGAAGAGUAAAAGUGUAGAUGGAGAAGAUUUGGUGGCUGCUAGUGACGCUAAGAAGAAGAAAAAGAAGAAGUCAAAGGGUGGAGAUGAGUAAUUUUUUCUAUGCAAUUAAUGUUCAGAUAUGUAUUUCAAUCUGGGCUGGCUGCUACUUUCUAGUGAUCUUAGAUGGACUUUUUAGUAACUUAGAAGCUGCAUUUUCCAGUAAGUAUUAUUAGUAUAUUUUUUUUGUUUUGGCUUCCGAAAUCGGGCAAGAUUACAAAAGGAACAACUAUUAUUUUGCCCAAUCACUUUUGUUUUGUUUAUGAUAUGAUGAAAAUCAUUGUUUAUUAUAUCAAUUUUUGCUUAGAGGAUAUGACAUAUGACACAGUUACGUGA